This is a messenger RNA of Punica granatum (pomegranate), 1951 nucleotides long. NCBI's taxonomy places the organism in Eukaryota, Viridiplantae, Streptophyta, Magnoliopsida, Myrtales, Lythraceae. The record is from RefSeq and is a predicted model, not a curated record.
AAUAAUAAUAAUAAUGAAAAAGAAAGAAACAUGUUUUUGAAUUUCAGCUGGAUGAUAUCCAUACCCUCUCAACUGCAGUGCUCACCAUUUCCUUCCUGUCAAUAUCAAUGUCGAUGGGGCUGCCCUCCAGAACCCAAUCCCGGAGACCCUCCUAUCUCUUCACCUGUGCCAUCCCGUUUUCCCUCUUCUUCCUCACCAUUUUGCUCCUCUACAAGGUGGACAACUUCUUGUCUCAGACGGGAACAGUGGCCGGUCACAACUUAGAGCCUACGCCAUGGCACCUCUUCCCUCCCAAGACCUUCACCGAGCAGACCCGCUAUGCUCGUGCUUCCAAGAUCAUCCAGUGCUCCUACCUCACCUGCCCCUAUGCCGCUCCCAAUUCUACCCCGGACCGAGCCCAGUUCCCCGACCCCACUGAGACAUGCCCGGAUUUCUUCAGUUGGAUUCACCGCGAUCUCGAACCAUGGGCCCUCACCGGGAUAUCCUUGUCCGAUCUCGAGCAAGCAAGGAACUUUGCAGCGUUCCGGGUGCUUAUUUUGGACGGGAAGCUCUACGUUGAUUUCUAUUACGCCUGCGUGCAGAGUCGCGCAAUGUUUACGGUGUGGGGACUGCUGCAGCUUCUCAGGAGGUACCCGGGCUUGGUGCCUGAUGUUGAUCUCAUGUUUGACUGCAUGGACAAGCCUACUAUCAACCGAACUGAGCAUGCCUCGAGGCCUUUGCCUUUGUUCCGCUAUUGCACCACAGCGGAUCAUUUUGAUAUUCCUUUUCCAGACUGGUCUUUCUGGGGCUGGCCUGAGACAAACAUACAUCCCUGGGACAAGGAAUUUGGCGACAUCAAGCAAGGUUCACGUGCUCUGAGUUGGAGAAAGAAAAUCCCUCGUGCUUACUGGAAAGGUAACCCCGAUGUGUAUUCUCCCAUACGGACAGAGCUACUCACGUGCAAUCACUCUAGGAAGUGGGGAGCGCAAAUCAUGCGACAGGAUUGGGUGGAAGAAGCAAAAGCUAGAUACGAACAGUCCAAACUAUCAAACCAGUGUAAACAUCGCUACAAGAUUUAUGCAGAAGGUUAUGCUUGGUCUGUGAGCUUGAAGUAUAUCUUGUCCUGUGGUUCUCUAGCACUGAUCAUAUCACCACAGUAUGAGGAUUUCUUCAGUCGUGGUCUCAUUCCCAAGAAGAACUAUUGGCCUGUCUCUUCUACUAACGUAUGCUCUUCCGUAAAGUUUGCAGUUGACUGGGGAAAUGUAAACCCAUCCAAGGCGGAAGCUAUUGGAAGAGGCGGACAAGAUUUUAUGGAAAGUUUGAGCAUGGAUCGUGUUUACGAUUACAUGUACCAUCUUAUUGCAGGAUACUCGAAGUUGAUGGACUUUAAGCCUAUCUCACCGGCAUCUGCCAGGGAAAUUUGUUUGGACUCUGUUCUCUGUUUUGCUGAUGCAAAGCAGAGGGAAUUCCUGGAAGAGUCAACUGCUUUCCCACCCCAACGCGCCCCAUGCAAGCUUGAGAUCAAAUGAUAGGGAGAGCGAGGCGGAUGGAGUAAGUUCGGAGCAGUCGCGUCUGUUUAGAAAUACAUAGCUUCCAUUUGUUUUUGUCUUCUUUAUGGAUAAUUUAUAUGGUAAAUAUGAAGCUUCAGAGUGAUGUGAUGUCUUUCACAGAUAGGAAAGCUUCAAAGUUUAGAGCUUUAUACAUUACCUCCCCAGGCCUUGACACUUGACGGCGAUUCUUUUUUUCUUUUCUUUUUCCCUUUUUUUUUCGGUCUAGUUUCUGUUUGCUUGCUUCACUGCCAAGCCUAAAAGGUUUGCACUAUGGCGUGACGUGAUGUCGCUUCAUUGCGUCCUCCUGUGGUAUUAUAUUAGGCCAGAUUAAUGUAUGCAUGUCCUUUCUAUCUGUUUCUGUGUAAAUACAAUUCUGGAAGGAAUGUUUAGAGUAAUAUGGCAAUCAAUAGAUUUCCAGGAAA